Strongylus vulgaris is the source of this 264-nucleotide messenger RNA. The record is from the annotation of a GenBank genome assembly. NCBI's taxonomy places the organism in Eukaryota, Metazoa, Nematoda, Chromadorea, Rhabditida, Strongylidae.
AUGUACAGCAAAACAUAUUGCCCCUACAGCAAGAAGCUAAAGAAAAUGCUCAAUCAUUAUGCUAUUGCUGAUCUCAAAGUGGUAGAACUGGAUAAACAAAAGGAAAUGAAAAACAUGCAGAAUGUUCUCAAACGCAUGACUGGUCGAUCCACUGUGCCACAAUUGUUCAUUGACGGUGAAUUUAUUGGUGGCCAUGAUGAGAUGAGACUAAUUGUGGAUCGAGGAGAACUUCAGGAAAUGCUGAUGAAGGCGAAAGCUCUAUGA